AUGAACAUAAACGUGAAGCGGCACAUUAAGCCAAUAUUCAAUAUUAAGAAUAUUUUUUUUAGACAAGAAAAACCUUUGGGGGAUAAAAUAUGGCGAAAAAUUAUACCCCUUGGAGAUUGUCAUGUAUAUAAGCAACCGCAACUGAUGCAUUGUUGGCCCAAUUUUUACAACGAGUCUUCUGUAGUUCCCAUUGGAAAGAGUGAAGACAUAGGUGCAUACCAAAUGAGGAGGGACAGGGGAGGCACUGUGAGAAAGAAAUUGAGCCGAGAGAAGAAGAAAACGCAGAAAAAGCAGAAGAAGGAAAAAUCGGCCGAUGUGCACAAGUAG
Messenger RNA from Plasmodium knowlesi strain H, 327 nucleotides. Its product is annotated as conserved Plasmodium protein, unknown function. Lineage: Eukaryota; Apicomplexa; Aconoidasida; Haemosporida; Plasmodiidae. Bases 1 to 327 code for a protein of 108 amino acids. The transcript has a single exon. The record is from RefSeq and is a predicted model, not a curated record.